Molecule: messenger RNA, 1077 nt
Organism: Strongyloides ratti
Lineage: Eukaryota; Metazoa; Nematoda; Chromadorea; Rhabditida; Strongyloididae
Product: Vacuolar protein sorting-associated protein 26B
Exons: 5
Coding region: 1-1077 (358 amino acids)
Biological process (GO): retrograde transport, endosome to Golgi; intracellular protein transport
Cellular component (GO): endosome; retromer complex
Source: RefSeq, a predicted model, not a curated record
AUGAACCUGAAAAUAAAAAUGUCAUUUUUUGGGUUUGGUCAAUCAGCAGAUAUACAAAUAAUACUCAACAAUGAAGAUAAACUUAGGACAACAAAAGUUAAACUUGAAGAUGGAAGAAUUGAAAAAAGAUUUCUUUUUUAUGAUGGUGAACCUAUUGAAGGUGAAGUUGUGGUAAAAUUAAAAAAAGCUAAUCAAAAAUUGGAACAUUAUGGUAUUAAAAUUGAAUUUAUAGGAUUAAUAGAAACUUUUUAUGAUAGAAAUAAUCAAAAUGAAUUUAUUUCACUUAAACGUGAUUUGGCAACAGCUGGUGAAAUUCUACAACAAAAUACACGGUUUAAUUUUAGUUUUUUAAAUGUUGAAAAGCCAUAUGAAAGUUAUAUAGGAAAUAAUGUUAAAUUACGUUAUUUUCUCAGGGUUACUAUUGUUAAAAAAUUUUCUGAUAUUGUUAAAGAAUUAGAUAUUGCCGUUCAUACUUUAUCAACUUAUCCAGAACGAAAUACCAAUAUUAAGAUGGAAGUCGGUAUUGAAGAUUGUCUUCAUAUAGAAUUUGAAUAUAAUAAUUCAAGAUAUCAUUUAAAAGAUGUUAUUGUUGGUAAAAUAUAUUUUCUCUUGGUACGUAUAAAAAUAAAGUAUAUGGAAAUAGCUAUAGUAAAACAAGAAGUUGUAGGUAAUGGUGCAUCAACAUUUCGUGAAAAUGAAACAUUAGCAAAAUAUGAAAUAAUGGAUGGUUCUCCAGUUAAAGGAGAAAGUAUUCCAAUACGUUUAUUUUUAAACGGAUAUGAUUUAACACCAACAUUAAAAGAUGUUGGUAAAAAAUUUUCAGUUAAAUAUUUUUUAAAUCUUGUUCUAGUUGAUGAAGAAGAUAGAAGAUACUACAAACAGCAUGAAAUAACUUUAUGGAGAAAAGUAGAUGAAGAAUUAAGAAAAAAGAAUUUUACUCAAAAUGGUGGUGAAAGAAUUACUGAUAGUAAUCCACCUAUUAUGGAAACUAAUUCUAAUGAUAUUAAAAAUAAUGAUGAUGAGAUAUUAGAUGAUGAUGAGGAAGAUGAUAGUGAAAAUCCAACAUCAACAUUAUAA